AGACAAGCACCUGCAACCGAGCAGUCUCUUAACGCUCCAGCACCUUCGAUCAUUCCGUCUAUUGAUGAACAACUUGAAGUACCUUCGAUCGUUCCGUCUCUUGAUGAAAUGUCUCUUCCUUCCGUUCCAAGUUCUGGUUCCGUUAGCCCUCCAGACAUGGCAUGGGUUGAAGUAGACAUAUCGUCCAGUGACUAUGCCCGCAGGCGGAGAGAGCUUAUGGAGAUGAUGGCCGACCUCCGAUGCAUGGGUGCCGACGCGCUGAUCGACAUACCAUCCGUAGUCGUGAUUGGUGGUCAAUCCGCGGGCAAAAGCUCACUCGUAGAGGCCGUUAGUGGGAUCAAUGUCCCAAGAGAUAGCGGAACGUGUACCAGAUGCCCUAUGGAAUGUUCGAUGUCCAGUCAUGCCACGUCAUGGUCCUGCACUAUCACCUUGCGAAUUUACCCUGAUAGUGGCCGAGACCUGCAAAAGCCUAUUACUGUGUCCUUCGGCCCAGUGAUCACCGACAGAAGUGAGGUCGAAGUUUGGCUGCGUCGUGCCCAAGCAGCCAUUUUGAACCCGAACAUUCCUUCUUCGAGUUUCCACAUAAAGACCAUCGAGGAACUCAGGAGCGCAAGAAAUACACUGAAGUUCUCCCGCAACGUGGUGUGCGUCUCGAUUGAAGACCCCGAUGCCACUGACUUGUCAUUCUAUGAUCUGCCGGGCUUGAUACAGAAUGAAGAAGCCGAAACCGUCGCCUUGGUGAAAAGUAUGGCGGAACAUUACACCGAGACAGAGAACACUAUCAUAUUGACCACAAUUCCCAUGAGCGAUGAUAUGGAAAAUCAGCAAUCAAUGAGUCUCGCCAGGGCCGCAGACCCCAGUGGAAAGCGAACAAUUGGUGUGCUUACGAAGCCUGACACGCUCGGUGUUGGAGCUAUCAGUCAGCGUCGUAAAUGGGUAGAAAUUAUCGAGGGCCGUUCGGAGGAGCAUACGCUGAGGCAUGGUUUUUACUGCGUCCGUCUUCCUGAUGACGCCGAACGCGCACAACGCUUGUCUCGUGCUGAAUCACAAAGGCGAGCUGCAGAGUAUUUUGACACGACGUCACCCUGGAGCGACAUGAUCGACCGUCGUCGGUUUGGAAUUCCGGGCUUUGUCUCCGAUGUAAGCCGACUGCUCAUCCAGUUGAUCGAGGAAGCUUUACCGCGCCUCAGAGAAGAUAUCGACAAGCUCCUUGUCAAAUGUAUAAAGGACAUCGACGCACUACCUCUGCCACUUGCAAAUGACCCACAGAUUGAGGUUUUGGAACGAGUCAAUGCGUUCUGCGAUGUCUUCAAGAGCUUUGUGAAUGGCAGUCACGAAGACAAACGUCUUGCGCAGCGGAAUCGCGCUCUCUAUGCCAUUUUCAAGAGGGAUAUACGCGGUACCGCUCCUGACUUCAGGCCUUUCAAUGAACCGGAAGACUAUGUUCCACUGGACGAUACUGAGGGGAAGAUGACUCUUCUUGAGCGAGAUCCUGGCGUGAAAGCGAUGGGCAUAUAUGACAUCCGCAGGGUCAUCCACGAGGCAAUUGGAUGGGAACUUCCGAAAAAUGUGCCAUAUCAGGCGAAGGCGAACCUCAUCGCUCAAUUCACCAAACUCUGGGUUGCUCCGUCUGAGCGCUGUCUCGCUGGUGUCAAUGUUGUGGUUGAUCAAGUCGUCAGCGCACUCAUAGGCAUCCAUUUUGGUCGCUUCAAAGUUCUCGAGGAUUAUGUUGGCAAUCUGAUUAGAAUUGAGGUUGAUAUCUGCAAGGCGCGCGCCCGAGCAGCUGUCAAUACGGCCUUGGAUCUGGAAACUACUCCACACUAUACUCAGAACACGCAUUAUCUUCAAACACUCCGCGAAAAAUGGCUAGCCCAUUAUAAGACAGUUCGCAGUAACCCUUCUCGGUACAAGGCUCCCGUUCAACGAUCUGAGUCGCGAAACUCUAUAUCGGCGGAACCUGACCUCACCAGUUUGCCGCCGCCUGUUCCUUGGGGAACACCAAGGCCCAGUCCUGGUUGGCGAUGCUGCGAUUCAGAGCCACUCGAGGCCAAAGCUUUGAGGGCUCUUGCGGAAGCGGGGUACACAAAUCUUACGGUACCAGAUCUUGCGCGUCUGUUGCCUCCCGACUCGUUCGAGGAAGAGCUGAUUGUGAUGGCUGAUGUUCGAGCCUAUUAUCACGUUGCCUACAAACGCGUCAUUGACCAUAUUCCUCUGACGAUCGAGCAUGCUCUCCAUCAUGCCCUGGCGAACCAACUUUCGCAGAGCCUUCUUACGAGUUUGCUAACUGAUGUUGCAUCUGGGCCCGACUUCGCUGAGUUGGUCAGCGAAGAUGCUUCCAUCACUCAGAGACGCACAAUGCUCGCGACAAGAAAACAACGCCUAUUAGACAUUCGCCGAAGACUCAUGACCUUCAGCAAUGGUACUUGAUUGCUGUAAGGGGUUACGGUGUAUGUUCGUUUGCUGUUGGCGCUGGGCUUUCUACGGUCACAUGCUCAUAUAGAUAGUUUGUUGGC
Suillus paluster is the source of this 2513-nucleotide messenger RNA. RefSeq names its product P-loop containing nucleoside triphosphate hydrolase protein. The transcript is spliced from 12 exons. Gene Ontology annotation, cellular component: membrane; cytoplasm; microtubule. NCBI's taxonomy places the organism in Eukaryota, Fungi, Basidiomycota, Agaricomycetes, Boletales, Suillaceae. The record is from RefSeq and is a predicted model, not a curated record. Gene Ontology annotation, molecular function: GTP binding; microtubule binding; GTPase activity. The coding region runs from base 109 to 2427 and encodes 772 amino acids.